AGAUGACGGACUCAAGAUAGUCCUUCCGCCUGGUAACAUGUCAGAUGGGGUUGAUGGUGGUGGUGGGGAAAACGAGGUAGACUCUCAUUCCUCUUCUCAAGCCGAAGCUGGAGACUCUUCUAAUCACAGGGAAGAAGAAACGUUAGAUCCUGAUAACGAAGCAGCUCUCAACACGAAUUAUGAUAGUAGCGAUGGAGCUGUUCCUGCGUUUAGAUGUGAUAGAUGCGACAAUUAUGAGACUAUAAAUAAAACAGCUUUCUCCGCUCACCAAGACCAAUGUCUGGCGAGUGGCGAAGCUGGAGAGAGCGCUGAAGGCAUAGAGGGAACAGAAAAUGACGGGGAUGCGGAAGAAGGCCAUUCAGGGAUCAGGUCUCACAGAAAGAUGUUUGAAUGUGAUGUCUGUAAUAUGAAAUUUUCAAAUGGAGCUAAUAUGAGAAGACACAAAAUGAGGCAUACAGGCGUAAAACCAUACGAAUGUCGGGUAUGUCAGAAGAGAUUCUUUCGGAAGGACCAUCUUGCGGAACACUUUACAACACAUUCAAAAACUUUGCCAUACCAUUGUCCGAUAUGUAAUCGAGGUUUCCAAAGACAAAUCGCGAUGCGCGCUCACUUUCAGAAUGAACACGUUGGUCAACACGAUAUGGUUAAAUCGUGUCCUCUCUGCAAUUAUCGUGCGGCUACCAUGAAAUGCCUUAGGUUGCACUUCUUUAAUAGACAUGGAAUAGAUUUAGAUAAUCCAGGACCAAAUAGCUCUACGUCCGUAAUGAAUAGUUGCACAUCUGGGGAGGCGAUGCCUUCGGCACCUCUAUCUGAUAGCGGGGAUAGUACUGGCAACCGUUCGACCGACAACGCCACGCCUCCCAUGCAUUUCCUCACGCCCCACGUGGAGAUAUCCAUUCCUUAUCCCGAACAAGCUGCCAAUCAACGAAAUCCAAGUCCUGCCCCGUUGAACGGAGACAGUCCCAAUAGUCCCCAGAGCGCCGACAGCAAUAGCAAUGCACCAAGCAGUAGUCAUCAUCAAUUAUCUAUCAAUAGCAGUAGCAUUCAUAGGAACGUAGGCGGAGGCGACGAAGCCAUUACACCUUCGAUCUCCUUAAUACCUAUCAAACAGGAACCAAACAGCAACGGUAUGGAUGACAGCGGAGCAACAUCGAGCAAUCUACCGUUACCAUCGCUGAUCAAGGUUUCACCGUUAAAAUCGUUGCUGCGCGAUGAUCUUCGCCGUAAGCUUUCUACCAGUACCACCAAUAACAACAAUAACAAUAGUAACAACAGCGGUUGCGGUGGCGGCGUUAAUUCUAAUCCACACUCGAGGGGCGAACCACCCACUUCUACCAGACCGGAUCCUCGUACGAGUGGCCUUCAAUGCACCCACUGUCGCAUUACGUUUCCGGAUCAGACGUUGUACUUCCUCCACAAAGGUUGUCACAGCGAGAGUAACCCGUGGAAGUGCAAUAUUUGCGGGGAGCAGUGCUGCAAUCUGUACCAGUUCAACUCGCAUUUACUGAGUAAGAGUCAUCAGUAG
Cyphomyrmex costatus is the source of this 1525-nucleotide messenger RNA. RefSeq names its product zinc finger protein Pegasus. NCBI's taxonomy places the organism in Eukaryota, Metazoa, Arthropoda, Insecta, Hymenoptera, Formicidae. Gene Ontology annotation, biological process: regulation of transcription by RNA polymerase II. The record is from RefSeq and is a predicted model, not a curated record. Bases 38 to 1525 code for a protein of 495 amino acids. Gene Ontology annotation, molecular function: DNA-binding transcription factor activity; RNA polymerase II cis-regulatory region sequence-specific DNA binding. The transcript has 5 exons.